AUGUCCAGGGAAACUUAUCCAAAUUUGGAAGAGGUAGAAAUACCUGAUUUUCAGGAAACCAAUAACACUGUCCCAGAUCUUGAUGAUUUAGAAUUAGAGUAUGACCAAUAUAAAAAUAAUGAAAAUAAUGAUACAUUUAAUGAUAAGGACCUAGAGAGCAAUUCUGUCGCACAACACAAUGCAGUGAACAAUUCGAAAGGUGUCAAAGGCUCGAAGAUUGACUACUUCAACCCUUCAGAUGUCUCGUUGUAUGACAAUUCCGUUUCUCAAUUUGAAGAGACAACAGUAUCGCUAAAAGAGUACUACGACCACAGCAUACGGUCGCAUCUUACUUUGAAAGGGGCAAGGAGUUAUCUAAAGAGCGUCUUUCCCAUCAUCAACUGGCUGCCACACUACAAUUUUAACUGGUUUACUGCGGACCUCAUCGCAGGUAUUACCAUUGGCUGUGUUCUUGUGCCACAAUCCAUGUCAUACGCACAAGUCGCCACACUACCAGCACAGUAUGGUUUGUACUCCUCGUUUAUUGGUGCUUACGCCUACUCUUUUUUCGCCACAUCCAAAGAUGUUUGUAUUGGGCCCGUUGCUGUCAUGUCUUUACAGACCGCCAAAGUCAUUGCUGAUGUCACGGCCAAAUACCCCGAUGGAGAUUCUGCCAUCACUGGCCCCGUUAUUGCAACGACUCUGGCGUUGUUAUGUGGUAUCAUUUCAGCAGCCGUUGGCUUCUUACGUUUGGGGUUUCUUGUCGAAUUGAUUUCCUUAAAUGCAGUUGCUGGAUUUAUGACUGGGUCCGCCUUUAAUAUAUUAUGGGGUCAAGUUCCAGCACUUAUGGGUUAUAACAGUUUGGUUAAUACGAGAGCUGCCACUUAUAAAGUUGUCAUAGAAAGUUUGAAACAUCUACCAGAUACUAAACUGGAUGCGGUGUUUGGGCUAAUUCCGCUUUUCCUUCUAUAUGUUUGGAAAUGGUGGUGCGGAACAUAUGGUCCAAAGUUGAAUGAUAGAUACAACUCCAAAAAUCCAAGAUUACACAAAAUUCUUAAAUGGACGUACUUCUACGCUCAAGCUUCCAGAAACGGUAUCAUUAUCAUUGUAUUCACUUGUAUCGGUUGGGCAAUCACAAGAGGCAAAUCCAAAGCGGAAAGACCCAUCAGCAUCCUAGGAUCGGUUCCAUCUGGUUUGAAAGAAGUUGGGGUUUUCCAUGUUCCACCAGGAUUAAUGUCUAAGCUUGGUCCAAAUUUGCCUGCUUCCAUUAUUGUGCUAUUGUUGGAACAUAUCGCUAUUUCGAAAUCUUUUGGUAGAAUUAACGAUUAUAAAGUCGUCCCCGAUCAAGAGUUGAUUGCUAUUGGUGUUUCAAACCUUUUGGGUACUUUCUUCAAUGCUUACCCAGCCACUGGUUCCUUUUCAAGGUCUGCUUUAAAGGCUAAAUGUAAUGUCCGUACGCCGUUGUCUGGUUUGUUUUCAGGUUCGUGUGUUCUUUUAGCAUUAUAUUGUUUGACCGGUGCAUUCUUUUACAUUCCAAAGGCUACGUUAUCUGCUGUUAUUAUUCAUGCUGUGUCUGAUCUUUUGGCCUCUUACCAAACCACGUGGAAUUUCUGGAAGAUGAAUCCAUUGGAUUUCAUCUGUUUCAUCGUCACCGUUUUAAUCACGGUGUUUGCCUCUAUCGAGGAUGGUAUUUAUUUUGCCAUGUGCUGGUCAUGUGCAACCCUCAUCUUAAAAGUAGCAUUUCCAGCGGGAAAAUUCUUGGGUCGUGUGGAAAUUGCUGAAGUUACUGAUGCUUAUGUCAGACCGGACUCUGAUGUAGUUAGCUACGUGUCUGAAAAUAACAACGGUGUUUCUACUUUUGAAGAGGGUGGUGAGGAUGAAAAGGAAAGUUCCACCAAAUAUAUCACAAAUUCCUCUAAGAAAAUAGAAACAAACAUUCAAACAAAGGGCUUUGGCUCUCCAUCUUCCUCGAUUAGCCAGCCAAGGAUAAAAUACCACACUAAAUGGAUACCGUUUGAUCAUAAAUACACAAGAGAAUUGAAUCCGGACGUCCAGAUUCUCCCCCCACCGGAAGGUGUCCUCGUUUAUAGGCUAUCCGAGAGUUACACCUACCUCAACUGUUCCAGACAUUACAAUGUUAUAACAGAAGAAGUCAAAAAAGUUACCAGACGUGGUCAAUUAAUUCGUCAUAGGAAAAAAUCUGACCGUCCAUGGAACGAUCCUGGUCCAUGGGAAGCACCUGCCUUCCUAAAGAAUUUGAAAUUCUGGAAGAAAAAAGAAAAUGACCCUGAAUCCAUGGAAAACGCACCAAGCAACGCAAUUGAUGGUGAAAGAGAUGAUAGACCAUUGCUGAAAAUACUAUGUUUAGACUUUUCACAAGUGGCUCAAACAGAUGCUACAGCUCUUCAAUCAUUAGUCGAUCUGAGGAAGGCCAUAAACCAAUAUGCAGAUAGGCAAGUCGAAUUCCAUUUCGUGGGCAUCAUUUCACCAUGGGUGAAGAGAGGUUUAAUUAGCAGAGGAUUUGGUACUCUAAACGAAGAAUAUAGUGAUGAAUCCAUUGUUGCCGGUCAUACAAGUUAUCACGUCGCCAGGGUACCUCAAAGCGAAGAAAACCCAGAAAAAUACAGCGUUUAUACUGCUUCAGGAACAAACCUGCCUUUCUUCCAUAUCGAUAUUCCAGAUUUUGCCAAAUGGGAUAUCUAG
Molecule: messenger RNA, 2682 nt
Organism: Saccharomyces paradoxus
Lineage: Eukaryota; Fungi; Ascomycota; Saccharomycetes; Saccharomycetales; Saccharomycetaceae
Gene: SUL2
Product: sulfate permease
Exons: 1
Coding region: 1-2682 (893 amino acids)
Biological process (GO): transmembrane transport
Cellular component (GO): membrane
Molecular function (GO): sulfate transmembrane transporter activity
Source: RefSeq, a predicted model, not a curated record